Messenger RNA from Impatiens glandulifera, 852 nucleotides. RefSeq lists its product as uncharacterized. The transcript has a single exon. The record is from RefSeq and is a predicted model, not a curated record. Lineage: Eukaryota; Viridiplantae; Streptophyta; Magnoliopsida; Ericales; Balsaminaceae. The coding region runs from base 1 to 852 and encodes 283 amino acids.
AUGGAGACGGUUACGAGUUCAUCUUUCAAUGCCGAAUCCAUUGAAGAACUUGCAGUUUCUUUCGAUCAUAAAGCUAAAAUCCACGAUGUUGAUGGUCUAAUAAUGGCGGAUAUACCUGAUGAAUUCGAAGUAGAGUUCACAAACAGAGCUGAAGACGACGACGAUGAAGAAGAAGAACAUGAAGAUGAGUUUUCAUUUUCAUUUGUUGAAUUCGGUUCAUCUCCAAUUUCAGCUGACGAAGCCUUCCAGGACGGUCAGAUCCGAACUUCUUUUCCCUUAUUCGAAACAGAUUGUUCAUCUAAUCGAAACGAUUUACCUCACCGUCCGUCUGUACAGAAAUUGUUCAUCGAAAUCGAUGAUUCGAUUUCAAUUUCUCCACAUCGACAUCGUCUAGCAACAUCAUCAUCAUCAUCGUCUUCGGAUGACAUUUCCGGUAAUAAUGAAUCAUCUUCUAUUCCAUUCGAUGCGUGGUCAGGGAAAGCAGUUGAAGCAUCUCCUAAAACAUGUAAGAAGAGUAAUUCAACGGGAUUCUCAAAGCUAUGGAGAUUUAAUAAACUUCUCAAAAGGUGUAACAGCGAAGGUGAGGACGCUUAUGUUUUCAUCAAUAAUAAUGGAUCGGCGUCGAGUUCGAAGAAAGACGUGAAAACUGCUGCUGGUACACCAUCGGAGGUAAUCAAAGUAAAGGCGACGAAAUCAUCAUUGAGUAAAUCUGAAGCAAUAAAAGCUCAUGAACAUUACUUGAAAAGCAAAGAAGAUGAUCGACGGAAGUCCUAUUUGCCUUACCGGCCGAAGAUUUUAGGGUUCUUCACCAAUAUCCAUGGCGGUUUAACCAGAAACGUACAUCCUUUUUGA